Molecule: messenger RNA, 2063 nt
Organism: Frieseomelitta varia
Lineage: Eukaryota; Metazoa; Arthropoda; Insecta; Hymenoptera; Apidae
Product: threonylcarbamoyladenosine tRNA methylthiotransferase
Exons: 2
Coding region: 323-1948 (541 amino acids)
Biological process (GO): tRNA methylthiolation
Cellular component (GO): endoplasmic reticulum
Molecular function (GO): tRNA (N(6)-L-threonylcarbamoyladenosine(37)-C(2))-methylthiotransferase activity; 4 iron, 4 sulfur cluster binding
Source: RefSeq, a predicted model, not a curated record
AUCUUAUUCUACCCAGUUGGUAACGUUGAAAAUAAGAAAUGAUAAAAUGAGUCGCUCUAAACCCUAGAUGUCAUAAGCAGAAACUUCCAGGAUUCUCACGUGUGAUAUGUAAUUGUAGAACGUAACCUAGCCUAUAUAAUAUUCAGUAAACUUCCUCUAAAUGUGUUCCUCUUUUAUUUUCUGAAUAAUUAUAUUAUUUAUUUUAUUAUAUUACCGAGACAAAAAACAAACAUUCUUAAAUAAACUGAAUCCAAAAAAUCCGAUUAUUAACGCGCGAUUAUAACCUAUAAACACUUUAAGUGAUUUAACUUUUGUGAAGAAAAUGUCAGCUCCGUGUCAAGACAUAAUUGAAGAUAUAGAAGAUUUAAUAUCAUCGCAAGAUAUUACACCAAAGGAACGAUAUAGUACAAGAAAGAAUGUCACUGUUCGUCCUAAACGUAAACAAAUAACUGAGGAAGUGCCGCAACUCUCAAUUCAUAGUAGCAUUGUACCAGGAACGCAGACAAUCUAUGUAAAAACAUGGGGAUGCACUCAUAAUAAUUCUGAUAGUGAAUACAUGGCCGGUCAGCUUGCUGCUUAUGGUUACAAAUUAACAGAAAACAAAUAUGAAGCAGAUUUGUGGCUCUUGAAUUCCUGCACUGUAAAAAAUCCAGCGGAGGAUCAUUUUAGGAAUGAGAUUCAAGCUGGAAGAAAGAUGGGAAAACAUGUUGUUGUUGCUGGAUGUGUACCGCAAGGUGCUCCAAAAUCAUCUUUCUUGCAAGGAUUAAGCAUGAUCGGUGUGCAACAAAUCGAUCGCGUGAUAGAUGUAGUCGAAGAAACUCUAAAAGGGAACAUCGUCCGGUUCUUGCAGCAGAAAAAGGAAGCUGGUAAAAAAAUCGGCGGCGCCUCCUUAAGUUUGCCAAAGAUUCGUAGGAAUCCAUUGAUCGAGAUCAUAGCUAUAAAUACAGGAUGUUUGAACCAGUGUACCUACUGCAAGACAAAACAUGCCAGAGGUGAACUGGGAAGUUAUCCCCCGGAGAAAAUUGUCGAACAUGCGAUACAGGCAUUCUACGAAGGUGUCUGCGAGUUAUGGUUAACCUCCGAAGACACGGGGACUUACGGCAGAGAUAUUGGCUCGAGUUUGCCCGAAUUACUGUGGAAACUCGUGGAAGUAAUACCUAACGGAUGUAGACUUCGCGUAGGAAUGACCAAUCCACCGUAUAUCUUAGAGCAUCUGGAACAGAUGAGCAAAAUACUGAAACAUCCAAAAGUCUACAGCUUUCUUCAUGUUCCGGUGCAGUCUGGAAGCGACCAGGUGCUAGCCGAUAUGAAACGAGAGUACACUCGUGCCGACUUCGAGCUGGUUGUCAACUUUCUGCGAGAACGUGUUCCUGGAUUGACCAUCGCGACCGACAUUAUUUGUGGCUUUCCAACGGAAACAGAAAAGGAUUUUGAGGAGACGAUGAAACUUUGCGAAAAGUACAAGUUCCCGAUUUUAUUCAUCAAUCAGUUCUUCCCCAGACCUGGUACACCGGCCGCGCGAAUGCCAAAAGUACCUACGCAAGAGGUUAAAAAAAGAACCAAAAAAUUAUCAGAAUUCUUUCAGUCUUACUUACCGUACGAUAACAGAAUAGGACUUGUCCAAGAUGUGCUAGUCACAGAGAUAUCCCAUGAUAAAAAGCACUACGUUGGGCAUAACAAAUUUUACGAACAGAUUUUAGUACCAUUGAGGGAGGAAUAUUUGGGAAAGAUGAUCACAGUAAAAAUCGUAGAAACAUCGAAAUAUUCAAUGAAGGGAGAGCCAAUAACCGAAGGUGUGUCCCCAGCGUUGAAACCAUGUUUACCAAAAGGAACUAUAUCUGGGAUACCAAUGGAAAUGAAACCAUCGAAAUAUAAAAUAGGAAUUAUUUUAACACUUUUCUUGGCUAUCUUUCUCAGGCUGUUGUGGAAAUUUUUGACGCGUUCUUGACUAUAAAUAGGUUUUUAUUUAGAAGUUCUUGGAUUUUGAAUUUGUAAGAUUAUUGCAAUUGCACAAAUAAAAACUAACAGGUAUAUAUAUCAAUAAAUCAUCUGUUUCAUGUUUA